AUGGCUUCAAAGUCUCUUGCAUCCACUGUGCUUCUCCUCUCUCUCAACAUUAUCUUCUUCUGUCUGAUCACUUCCAUCAAAGUUACCGGCUUCCUGUCACCGAAAACUUCCGAACACCAUCGGGCACGCCCUCAGGCGAAGAAGACAUGUCCAGAGAAUGUACUGAAGUUCGGGGUAUGUGGAGGUUUGAUGAAUUAUCUGAUGCACUUUGAGGUCGGUAAACCGCCGAUGAAUUGCUGCAAACUCAUGAAUGGCAUGUUUGAGUUCGAAGCUGCUGUUUGCCUUUGCAUGGCCAUGAAAGCCAAUAUCAUGGGCUUCAACAUGAACAUCCCCUUCGCCAUGACCUUGAUCCUGGAUUUCUGCGGAAAAAAGACCCCCCCGGACUACAAAUGCAAAUAG
Molecule: messenger RNA, 399 nt
Organism: Cornus florida
Lineage: Eukaryota; Viridiplantae; Streptophyta; Magnoliopsida; Cornales; Cornaceae
Product: 14 kDa proline-rich protein DC2.15-like
Exons: 1
Coding region: 1-399 (132 amino acids)
Source: RefSeq, a predicted model, not a curated record